Dendroctonus ponderosae (mountain pine beetle) is the source of this 2375-nucleotide messenger RNA. RefSeq names its product putative sodium-dependent multivitamin transporter. Gene Ontology annotation, molecular function: symporter activity. The transcript has 10 exons. Gene Ontology annotation, biological process: transmembrane transport; sodium ion transport. NCBI's taxonomy places the organism in Eukaryota, Metazoa, Arthropoda, Insecta, Coleoptera, Curculionidae. Gene Ontology annotation, cellular component: membrane. The record is from RefSeq and is a predicted model, not a curated record. The coding region runs from base 494 to 2251 and encodes 585 amino acids.
UGUUAUUCUUAAAUAGGAAUAAUUUUCAGCGGAUAAAUAUGGUUCUCACACUAUUCAAAAACUGUGUGGCAAACCAAAAGGAAAACUAGGAUAUGUUUUACUUAACCAGAAUUUAAGUCAGUAACCCAAUCACAAUAAUUCUUUGUUAUUUUUUAUGAUUUUGUUUCGUCCAAAAACAUAAAUUAACCAAUCAAUUUAUAAUGAUUAAUCUGUAAUUGAUUGAGACUAAUCUCAGUCAGAAAUAGCUAACCAAUAGUUCAAUUUCAAUCUGUUGGCCUUGUACUGUGAAAGUGUUUUGUCAUAAAUAAACAUCGCACAGUAUAGUUAGAAACACGUUUUCAUCCGGAUGAUUUGCAAAAGGUUUUCACGAUUUUUACUUGAAAACUAUAAUUUGCACCAAAAAUAACGUAAGACCGCUGUUACAGUCAUCAAAUUUUGGUGCACCUGUACCUACAACGUCUAACGAUGCUUGACUGACCAAAAUAUAAUAAACAUGAAGGUGCAACCAGGAUUUGGAAUUUGGGAUUAUGUGGUUGUUGUACUAAUGCUUUUCAUAUCAUCCAGUAUCGGUAUUUACUAUCGGUUUACGGGUGGUAAGCAGAAAACAGUAAAGGAAUACAUACACGCUGAUAAAAAUAUGUCCAUAUACCCAGUGGCGGUUUCUUUAACCGCUUCUUUUAUGUCAGCUGUAACCAUGCUGGGAGUAUCCAGCGAAAAUUAUUCCUUUGGAUUUCAAUUCAUAUUGAUCUACUUGGGGCAUUUGGUGUUCACUCCUAUAGCCGCAUACCUGUACUUACCAAUUUUCUUCAAACUCCAAACUACCAGCGCUUAUGAGUAUCUCGAAUUGCGAUUUGGUAAAACUGCCAGAUUAGCUGCUUCUUUAUCGUAUACUCUCCAAAUGACGUUAUAUACAGGGGUAGUCAUAUACGCACCUGCUAUGGCAUUGGAAGCUCUCACGAACAUCAACCGAGUAGCGGCAGUGUUAUCUAUUGGUUUAGUGUGUACAUUUUAUUCAACAAUCGGCGGUAUGAAGGCAGUGUUAAUGACUGAUGUAUUCCAAUCUUUGCUGAUGUUUCUCGGGGUGUUUAGUAUUAUUGGCUCUGCAGUAGUCGCCCAUGGGGGAUUUACUAAUAUCUGGAAAAUUGCUGAGGAAGGCAACCGAACAAAUAUUUGGAACUUUGAUCCGGAUCCAACAGUGAGACAUAGCUGGUUUUCUCUUGUUCUUGGAGGCGGUGUUUUAUACCUAUCGCUAUAUGGAGUAAACCAAACGCAAAUUCAACGAUACUUAACAGUGAGAGACUUGAAGAAAGCCCAGCGGGCUUUAUGGCUUAACUGGCCAAUAUUCUGCUCACUUGGAGUUGCGACGUCUUUUUGUGGAUUGGCGAUUUAUUCUAAGUAUCACAACUGUGAUCCAGUGAAAGCAGGUCUUAUCACCAGUAUGGAUCAACUGAUGCCGUACUAUGUGGUUGACACAAUGGGCCACAUUCCAGGUCUAGCUGGUUUAUUUGUCGCUGGCAUCUUUAGUGCUUCUCUGUCCACAAUAUCCGCAUCUUUGAACAGCAUGGCUGCAGUUACUUUUGAAGAUUACUACAAGCCAAUUAAUAAUUGCUUAAAGCGACAAGAGUUAUCUCCGAAAAGUGCGGCAACACUCACUAAGUGCAUUGUACUUUUCUACGGAAUUCUCUGCCUAGGAUUGGCUUUUCUGGUACAUCACUUAGGAGCAAUAUUAAAAGCUUCUUUGACAAUUUUUGGGGCUGUCGGCGGGCCUGUUUUAGGCCUGUUUUCUUUAGGGAUGUUCACCUUUGAAGCAAAUGAAGCGGGGUCUUUAACUGGACUAUUGCUGGGGAUGAUUGCAUGCAUGUGGUUAGCGUUUGCUCCAAAGCCGCCCUUACAGCCGUUACCAGUUUUUACUGAUGAGUGUGAUAGUUUACUAAAUCAGACCAUAUCAACUGCCAAUGGAUUUCAACAGAAUGAAUCAGACUAUCCUUGGCCAUACAGAGUGUCCUAUUUGUAUAACGGUGUAAUUGGAUUAUUCAUCACGUUCACUGUUGGUUACCUAACGAGCUUUAUCAUCAGAAGACUCAACCAAAGAAGAGUGGAAGAUGAAGAUUACAAUCCCGAUCUCUUUAUACCUCCCUUAUCUAAAAGGCUGUUAACUAAACGAAGUCAAAAUAACGUGUUUCACUUGGUUAGACGAACCGAGUCGUGUGAAAAUCUUGAAAUUGGCAAAGCUAAAGCAAAUUCAUUGUGAUUGCAUUAAAGCAUAUUAAAUGCUCAUAAUUAUAUCCUUAGUAUUAGUAGAUACUUAUAUUUAUCUGCUCCUUCAUCUUAUAUUUCGAUUUUAUAAAUACAUAUUCUUUUCUAUUUGGUGAAAA